CACGGCGGUACGUGUCGGUGCGUCACUGUGCUUCUUCCUCCGCCACAGACUGACACACAUCCACAGAUAUGGCUCUGUGAGAAGGCACAUGGUGGCGGCUAACCAUGAACCAAAAAAUAAAUCACCAAAAACAGUUCAUGCAUCAGUAGCAACCCGAUUUCCUUUAUUUUUUGGGGGGUGAUUCAACCAUUGCAACAACUGCACUAGACAUACAAUUGGUUUCCACUGUUACGGGGAGAGAAGCUAGCAAGCAACUUGGAACCCCUCCUCGCUUUUCCUGUUUUACUGAGCUAUUUUACUCGGUUUUUAAACAGUUUUUUUGGGGGUUGCAAUCGCUCUUUUUAUUUAAUUUUUUAAAGACAGUCAUCAUGGGUGUGCAAGGUUUCCAAGAAUACAUAGAAAAGCACUGCCCUACUGCCGUGGUGCCCGUGGAGCUCCAGAAGCUCGCCCGGGGCAGUCUGGUCGGAGGAGGCAGGCAGAGAGCACCACAGAGCCCGCUACGGCUGCUGGUUGACGCGGAGAACUGCCUCCACCGACUCUACGGGGGUUUCUACACCGACUGGGUGAGUGGCGGGCAGUGGAACCACAUGCUGGGCUACCUGGCUGCCCUCGCCAAGGCCUGUUUCAACGGUAACAUUGAGCUACUGGUUUGUUUCAAUGGCGCCAUGGAGAAAGGCCGUCUUCACGAAUGGGUGAAACGACAGGUGAACGAGAGACAGACGGCGCAGCAGAUUGUCAGCCAUAUCCAGAACAAGGGGACUCCUCCGCCGAAGGUCUGGUUCCUUCCCCCAGUGUGCAUGGUCCAUUGCAUCCGGUUGGCCCUACUCAGGUUCCACAUUGGGGUUGUCCAGAGUAUCGAGGAUCAUCACUUGGAGGUGAUAUCUCUGUGCAGGGAGAACGGGUUCCACGGCCUGGUGGCGUACGACUCGGACUAUGCGCUGUGUAACAUCCCCUACUACUUCUCUGCCCACGCCCUGAAGCUGAGUCGCAACGGGAAGAGCCUGACCACCUCCCAGUACCUGAUGCACGAAGUGGCCAAACAACUGGACCUUAACCCCAACCGCUUCGUCAUCUUCGCUUCACUUUUAGGUAAUCACAUACUGCCCGAUGAAGACUUGGCUGCCUUUCACUGGAGUCUCCUGGGUCCAGAGCAUCCGCUAGCAUCGCUCAAGGUGCGCGCCCACCAGCUAGUGCUCCCUCCUUGUGACGUGGUUAUCAAGGCAGUGGCUGACUACGUUCGUAACAUGACGGACUUCAGCGACCUGGAGGCCAUCGCUAACGACAUCUUCAGGCACUCACAGUCCAGGACUGAUGACAAAGUUGUCCGCUUUAAGAAAGCAGUGGAGUACUACUCAGCAGCCAGCACGUCUCAACACUUCUCACCUUACCAAGUUGGACCAAACCAGACAGGAGGACCUGUAGUUUCUCCAGUAGCAGCAGUUCUGUCACACUACGCAGCUCUAGCUCCGUUGCCUCAGACGCUCAACAUUCCUCCCCUGUCGGGGAAAGCUGGGGUCCAGCCUGCCUACACAGCCCCCCCGGUCGUAGAGCCUGGCCCUGGGACUGGGGCUAAUGCUGGUCCUGGUGGUGACCCUGGUCUCAGUCCUGGUACUUGUGGUUCUGUUCUGGCUGUGGAGUCAGCGGUGGGGAAGACCCUGGCAGAGCAGGUCCCAAGCAGCUUCAGCAGCAUUCCUCCUAAAGAGAAGCACACGCCGCUUUACGAGAGGUCUUCUCCCAUCAACCCCUCUUUUCCCCCGGGGGGCACGGCCGCCACCAGCCCCUCAUCCUCCUCCUCCACCACCUCCUCAGAGAACGAGGACAACGCAGGCUUCACUGCCAAUCAUGUAAGUGACCAUAAAGGAGGAUGGGACAGACCAUCAGAGAGCACAGCAGAGGGGGAACUGGGAGGAUGGGACAAACCAUCAGAGAGCACAGCAGAGGGGGAGCUGGGAGACCAAACCAAGGCUAACCCAACGGUGACCUCUCCUGUGGCUCAGGGGUUAGAGGACAUCGGUCAUCUGAAUGCCCAGAUCCCGUCUUUGCUGUCAAUGCCGACCAGGAACCACAUGGACAUCACUACCCCUCCACUCCCCAUGGUGGCUCCAGAGGUCCUCAGAGUGGCCCAACACAGACACAAGAAGGGCCUGAUGUACCCCUACAUCUACCACAUCCUAACCAAGGGGGAGAUAAAGCUGUCCGUCACCAUAGAGGAUGAGGCCAACCAGGAGCUCCCGUCAGCAGUGCAGCUGUUCAGACCCAUCCGACAGCAUGUUUACGGGGUUCUCUUCAGCCUGGCUGAAGCCAAGAAGAAGGCUGAGAGACUAGCCAUGAGGCGCAACCGUCUGCCUGAAUACCCCCCUGUGGCAGUGAAGGAGUGGGCAGCCUACAAGGGGAAGUCCCCCCACACCCCAGAGCUGGUGGAGGCUCUGCCCUUUAGAGAGUGGACCUGUCCAAACCUGAAGAAACUGUGGCUGGGCAAGGCUGUGGAGGAUAAGAACGGCAGGAUGAGGGCCUUCCUGGCCUGUAUGAGGUCAGAUGCCCCAGCCAUGCUCAACCCAGCCUGCGUCCCCACACAUCUCCUGGUUCUCUGCUGCGUGUUGAGGUUUAUGUUACAAUGGCCAGGAGUACGAGUUUUGCGUGGUAAGGAACUGGACGCGUUCCUAGCCCAAGCACUUUCUCCCAAACUGUAUGAGCCUGAACAGCUGCAGGAACUCAAGAUUGAUAAUCUGGACCCCCGCGGCGUGCAGCUGGCUGCUCUGUUCAUGAGCGGCGUGGACAUGGCCUUAUUGGCCAACGACGUGUGUGGCCAGCCAAUCCCCUGGGAGCACUGCUGCCCAUGGAUGUACUUUGACGGCAAGCUGCUGCAGAGCAAACUGAUCCGGGCCGUUCGGGACAAGGCUCCGCUCAUCGACCUCUGUGAUGGUCAGGUGGAUCAGGUGAACAAGGUGAAGAAAAUGCGUCAGAGCAUCCUGGAGGGGCUUAACUUCUCGCCACCUCCUCCCCCCACCCCCACGCCAUGCCUUUCUACCCCCCAAGGGGGGCCUUCUACCCCCCACCCCACAUGAUGCCACUGCAGGGCAGGAGCAGGAGCAUGGGCAUGCCUCGUCUACCAAGCAUGUCCACCCAGGGCGGGAAGCUGGAGAUAGCAGGCACGGUGGUGGGCCAGUGGGCUGGCAUCAGACGGGGCCGAGGCAGAGGAGGCUUCCCUAUCCAGGUGGUGUCUGUCGGGGGACCAAACAGAGG
Messenger RNA from Oncorhynchus gorbuscha (pink salmon), 3243 nucleotides. Its product is annotated as constitutive coactivator of PPAR-gamma-like protein 1. NCBI's taxonomy places the organism in Eukaryota, Metazoa, Chordata, Actinopteri, Salmoniformes, Salmonidae. The coding region runs from base 369 to 3065 and encodes 898 amino acids. The record is from RefSeq and is a predicted model, not a curated record. Gene Ontology annotation, cellular component: nucleus. The transcript has 15 exons.